Bursaphelenchus xylophilus (pine wood nematode) is the source of this 805-nucleotide messenger RNA. The record is from the annotation of a GenBank genome assembly. Lineage: Eukaryota; Metazoa; Nematoda; Chromadorea; Rhabditida; Aphelenchoididae.
AUGGCUCGCGGAUACGGAAUUGCGACUAGUAGAAAGGGACGUAAAAUCAGUAAGUGUUUGGAGACGAUUCGAGAUCUGGAUGCGACUGUCGGCACUUUGCGGGCCAACGUUGAAGACCUGAAAGAACGACUUCAGGCUUUGGUAAACGCACCGAUGGUAGUGGUACGCAGCGGCAGUGGAAGCCGAUCGCGAGUUGCUGAAAUUGGUCAGAAGUGUUGCAUACGUCUACCAGGUCCUCCUCCGUGAUGCAGCUAAAUCCGCACAAGCAAUGGAGGUACAAGUGAAGCCAUGGGCUCCCUCCCCCUUGGAUUUACUCUGGAAGAGGCGAGUAGUUUAGGGACUCACGGAUCUAUUCGACAUAUACCUACCGAUUCCAACCAUUGCUGGCAAGGCUCAUCAGCAGCGCGGUGUAUGACGGCCACCUAGAGUUUGCUGGAAACGUCAACCACACCCGGAAUUAGUCAACUUUUUCCAGUCGCCCAACCCAUUCAUCCUCAUUGAUUGCCAACAGGAAUCUGUGAAGUCGGGUGUCUCGCAGGACAAACCCGCUCAAAGAGAGCUAGCCCUAUACGUAGUCCAGAAACUCCUGCGCAAGGUUACUGCUGUGAAGAAUGGAGAAUUGACUGUGGCCCUCAUCUCGGCCGAUGCAGCAGCACGACCAGAGCUCCAUGAACCGGUCGCCCGGCUGCAGCGAGAAUACCCCGAGGCCAAUCUCUCGCUGAAUACGGUCGAUUCGGCCCAAGGCCGCGAGUUUGACAUCUCCAUCGUCCUCCUAAUUCGAUGGCCAAAGCGGGGGCGCCGAUAA